AGGAGGAGGAGGGGGGGCACACGGGGCUGGCAGCGCUCGGCACCGGAGCGGGGUCCCCAGGAACCGAACUGGGUCGCGGGCAGCCGGCGGUGAGCUGCGCUUGGCUCUUCAGAGGCGGCAGAUGGGAAGCUUGCUCUUUAAACGGCUGCUGACGGGAAAGCCGUCCGUCCGGGUUCGUGCUCUUGCCCAUUCCCGAGGGUUUCGGGCUCCUCUGCCCGUUUUGUUUUCCCCACUUAGCCGCGCGAUACCCGGUGUCGCUGAUGGGGAACCGACACCGAGGGGUGAAGGAACUGCUGCAGGACUCGGGGGAGGAGGGAGUUGAAGCUGUCUUGGGAGCGAGACCGGAUUUCGACUUCCCCUUCAAGGGCCUGAUUCUCUUCUCCUUUUACUCGCUGCGAGUUUCACCCUUAACUGAAGGCCAGCGGGGAAGGUCAGGCUUUGAAGACCACCUUUGCUGCUCAGUGCUGUCAGUCUGCUCCUGCAUCCCUUGCUCAAGCUGAUCUUCCCGAUAACCUAGGGAGCUCUUUGAGAUGUUAAUUUGCCCCCGGAGAUACUGGGGUAGGAGUACCCUGAGCAAAAACCACCCGGAGCAGAAACCACCCUCUGCUCAGCAGCACGACUUCUGUCUCCCAAGACUUCUUUCUGCAAGCCACUUGAAAAGUCUGUACCCAAAGAGCUCAUCCUGUUGUGCAUGUUUACAGCUUCCUCCCAUGAGCAGGUUUUGCAAUCUAGACCUGAAAUCUGCUGUGCCAGCAUAGGCUGUGAAAAGGUGAUAAAUGCGGGAAAGAGUCAGCACAAUGAGGACCAGGCGUGCUGCGAGGUGGUGUUUGUGGAGAGGAGGCCCAGCCUGAGGGGCCGGCUGCCGUCCAGGGAAAGCAGCGGGGAGCUGGACAGGGGCAGGAAGGGUUUUUAUUUCCACUAUUGGGCCUUGUUUGAUGGCCAUGCAGGCAGCGGUGCUGCUGUCAUGGCAUCCAAGAGGCUCCAUCUGCACAUCUGUGAGCAGCUCCGGGACCUCGUGGACAUCCUGCAGGACCCCUCCCCGCCUCCCAUCUGCCUCCUGCACGACACGAGGGCCGGCCCUGCGGAGCCGAGCCGGGUGCCCCUCACAGAGGACGAUGGGGAGGUCCCCAACGAUGCUGUGCCACGCUUUCACCUGGAGAAAGCGGUUUCCCAUGAGAGCCUGGUGAUCGGUGCCAUCGAGAACGCCUUUAAGCACAUGGACGACCAGAUCGAGCGGGAGCGGUCGUCCCAGCGCCUGUCCGGGGGCUGCUGUGCCCUGGCUGCCGUCUACCUCAUGGGCAAGUUCUACGUGGCCAAUGCCGGCGACAGCAGGGCCAUUAUCAUCCGUAACGGGGAAAUCAUUCCAAUGUCCAGGGAGUUUACUCCAGAGACAGAGAGGCAGAGGCUGCAGUUUUUAGCGUUCCUGAGGCCUGAGCUGCUGGGGAAGGAGUUCACCCACCUCGAGUUCCCCCGUAGGAUCCAGCCCAAGGAGCUGGGGAGGAAGAUGCUGUACAGAGACCAAAACAUGAAUGGCUGGGCUUACAAAAAGAUAGAAGAGGAUGACCUGAAGUUUCCACUUAUCUAUGGGGAAGGCAAAAAGGCUCGGGUGAUGGCCACGAUUGGGGUCACGCGGGGCCUGGGAGACCACGACCUCAAGGUGUUCAGCUCCAACAUCCACAUUAAGCCUUUCCUGUCCUGCUUCCCAGAGGUCAGGGUUUACGACCUCACGCAGUAUGAGCACUGCCCUGAUGAUGUCCUGGUCUUGGGCACCGAUGGGCUCUGGGAUGUCACCAAUGACAAGGAGGUGGCUGGUGUGGUGAUGGAGGUGCUGACAAGCUACGAGCCCAAUGACCCGUGCAGGUACACCAUGGUGGCCCAGGAGCUGGUGGUGCGGUCCAGGGGGGUGCUGAAGGAGCGGGGCUGGCGGCUGGCAAACGACAAGCUGGGCUCUGGCGAUGACAUCUCUGUCUUUGUGAUCCCCCUGGGUGGCCCAGGCAACUACACAUGAUGCCCGAUGACCCCGGGGCAGUGGGGCUCACCUUGCCUGGAUGGAGGUGAGCAGGACACUGGUGCUGCCUCAGGGCCACCUCUCCCCAAGCACUUGUUUCCUGAGCCAACUGUGAGAAGAGUAAGAAACCUGGAGCCUCUGUCUGUGCCCCUGCCCAGAGCAUCCCCCUCCACCUGCUGCAUCCCAGCCCCAGGUGGUGUUGGAAAGGUUUUGGACAGAGAGCAGGGACUGGGAUUGAGGGAUGUUUUUCGUGCUGCCACUUUCUUGAUUGCUGUGAAAAGCCUAAAGGCUCCCUGGCUGCUCAGUGUGUCCUUUGCACCUCGCCCUGGGCCUGGGUGCACUGGUUCCAGCAGUGUGCAACGGCCAUCGGGCUGGUGGGGCACUCGUACCUGGAGAAGUGGGUGCCUGCUGCUGCAAUCAUCUCCUUUCCCCCCGCCCUGUGACACUUGCACCAGUGACACUGAAGCUGCUGUUGGGGCUGGGCACUGGGGCUAGGACGGGCUGUGGCCUGGGGUGAAGCCCUGCCAGCAGCUGGGCAACACUCAGCCCGGCAGAAGUCCAGUUGUGGGUAGUGUGGUGGUGGGUGAGCUUUGUGCUUGCCCUCUUCAGCCCCUCACGCCUUUGUCCCAGCCACGUACCUUGUCUUAGUCUCCAGUUUGGGAGCAUGGGACGGUGCUCGAUCACUGUAGUGUACUGAGAGCCCCAGGGAAGGAAUGAGAUAUUGCACUUGCACUGGCUGUGCCACAGGUUCUGCCCCCACCCCUCUUCAUGCCUUGGAUCACUGCUGUGUUUCUGGAGCCAAUUAUUUAUUAUUAACUGGAGAGCUGAGCUGGAAAAUGUCUAAAUCCUUUCUUGGUGUGGGGAGUCUGUAUGAAUAUAUGUCUAUAUUUUUGAGUGGUUCUAAGUUGGCCACUGCCGAGCAGCAGCUGCACACAGAGCAGCCCUAUUCAGCCAAGCUUAACAGCUUAAAUGUGCUGCAUGGAUCUGCUUAGCUGAGGGCUGGAAACCCACAAUAAAAGCAGCUCGGUUGUGACUGGGGGGGGGGAAGACAACUCCCUUCUUUUUCUUAAUAAUCUGGAAGCUGGUGCCAAGCAGAGCUGUAGCAGCAGUUGAUCUCUGCACGGGAUGUUAUUUUGCAUCAUGCAUACCUCUGACCUGGAAGGAUGCGCUUCGUGGGCCUCUGCAGAGUGUUGCAUCCUCCCAAAAUAUGAGGGGUGGUCCUAUCCUGGCAGUGUGGUGAUGGGGAGAGCUGGGCCACGCUCCCUUGUUUUGGAAAGGCUCUGUGGCACCAGUAGUUUCUGUCCUGCUGUUGCUGGGUGCAGCCAGCUCUUGUCAAGUGUCACCUCUAGUGAAUGCUGUUUGUCUCUUGUAAUUAGCAAGAUGUAAAUAAACUGGCUGCACUUAAUGGGAAGUGCAAGUUAUCCAGCGAGAUUUUAACCUCUUGACAUCUUCUGUGCUGAAGGGAGCAGCGAGUGAUACUGGGGCCGGGAGCCUGUCCUUAUGUAGUAGCACUGUGUGUUUAAAUAAAGGUUUUGCCACUUGCAA
Aquila chrysaetos chrysaetos is the source of this 3553-nucleotide messenger RNA. It is a transcript of the gene PPM1J, whose product is annotated as protein phosphatase, Mg2+/Mn2+ dependent 1J. The record is from RefSeq and is a predicted model, not a curated record. The transcript is spliced from 10 exons. Lineage: Eukaryota; Metazoa; Chordata; Aves; Accipitriformes; Accipitridae. Bases 692 to 2008 code for a protein of 438 amino acids. Gene Ontology annotation, biological process: protein dephosphorylation. Gene Ontology annotation, molecular function: protein serine/threonine phosphatase activity.